Ceutorhynchus assimilis (cabbage seed weevil) is the source of this 4409-nucleotide messenger RNA. NCBI's taxonomy places the organism in Eukaryota, Metazoa, Arthropoda, Insecta, Coleoptera, Curculionidae. The record is from the annotation of a GenBank genome assembly.
CGUUUUACAGUAGCAAGAUCUCCUCUUUCGGCGUGCAACAAAAAAGUUUUCUCAAUCUGCGAUAAAGGUCUCUCGAUAGGAUCAUUGAGCAAUGAAGCUGGGUCCAGCUCGUCAUCGAGCUUUUCAAUCAAAUUUUCUUUUGACUCGGUAACUUUCAUGCUUAACAAUUUAAGUUGCUACAUUACAGGACACUAGUAAUUGUAGUAAAGUAAACUCAAAGUCAAUAGAAGGAAAUCCCUCAAGUUCGAUCGAUUUAAUUUUAAUUUGAUUAAAAUGCAUGAAAAUGAUAUUUGAGGUAAGGUCACAUUAUUAUUUGUUUUCCCUUGGGAAAUUUCAAUGGAAAAUUGAGUGGAUAUUGGAAUGAGCAACUAGUUUUUGCGUGGUUUUUAGUAACGAAGGGCUUAUAUAAAACUUUAAGUUGUUCUGUAAAUGAAAUUAAAAAGAUAGGAAUAGGCAUUUUGGGACAAUUGUACAAUGUGAGUAGGUACCAUUUUCUUGAGAAAACAACCACCAAUUAAAUAUUUUUAUUUAUUUUUGUCCGCAGAAAAAAGUUCUGACCUUGUUCCAUGUUUUGUAGGACAUCAGGUUAAUCCAAUUUGCUCUAAUAACUUAAACUGAUUAAAUCUGAAAAAAAAAUGUACAAUAUUUCAAAUUUUUUACACAAAGAUAUUUCGGCUAUGGUGAACAUUUAAACCAAUAUUUUUAGUGCCAUGACAAACAAAGAUGACGAUGUUGAAGCUGAUAAAGCUAAACCCACUAUAAUAGCUCUUUUUAAUAAUCUCUCAAAAAUGUUAACUUUAGAAGAAAAGAAAUAUUUACUCGCUAUUGAAAGGGGCGAUCUACCCAACGUACGGAGAAUGUUACAAGCCAACCAGAAAAAAACCUUGGACAUUAACUGCGUAGACAGUUUAGGACGUGGUGCCUUAACAAUAGCAAUAGAUCAAGAAAAUUUGGAAAUGGUAGAGCUCCUAGUAGUAAUGGGAGUAGCCACCCAAGAUGCCCUUUUGUAUGCAAUUAGUGUUGAGUUUGUUGAAGCUGUUGAGUUAUUAUUGGAACAUGAAGAGCUCAUACACAAAGAAGGAGAAUUAUAUAGUUGGCAAAAAGUUGAUAUUAACACAGCCCUAUUCACUCCUGAUAUCACUCCUUUAAUACUUGCUGCUCACAGGAACAAUUAUGAAAUUUUAAAGAUACUGUUGGAUAGAGGAGCUACUAUACCAAUGCCACAUGAUAUAAAGUGUGGUUGCGAUGACUGCAUCAUUCAAUCGGAAAAAGACUCGCUAAGGCACUCCUUAUCCAGAUUAAAUGAAUACAAAGCAUUAGCCAGUCCGUCUUUGAUAGCUUUAUCUUCUGGCGAUCCAAUGUUGACAGCUUUUCAACUUUCUUGGGAGCUACGAAAUUUGGCUUUUGCAGAACCGGAAUCCAAAUCAGAAUACAUGGAUUUGAGGCGUCAAUGUCAAAAAUUUGCAGUCGAUUUAUUGCAUCAAUCCAGAAGUUCAACUGAGCUAGCGAUAAUUUUGAAUCACGAUCCGGAUAAUCCUCCAUACAAGGAAGGGGAGCAUAUGAAACUUGCUAGAUUAGAACUGGCAAUUAUGUACAAACAGAAAAAGUUUGUCUCCCAUCCAAAUAUCCAACAAUUACUAGCAGCGCUUUGGUAUGAAGGUGUGCCUGGAUUUAGACGUAAAUCUAAUUUUCAUAAAUUGAUGAUUAUUGUAAAGGUGGCCUUACUUUUCCCAUUAUAUUGCCUUUUAUAUCUUGUUGCUCCAAAUACUAAAACCGGAAAACUUAUGAGGAAACCCUUUAUGAAAUUUUUGAUACACGCUUCAUCAUACCUAUUCUUUUUGUUGCUUCUUAUUUUGGUAUCUCUACGAGCAGAAGAUUUGUUUUUUGAAUACUUCGGAUCGGAAUCAAUGAAAGCUUACGUCUUGGAAAAAUAUCAAAAGCAACGAGGAAAUAGUCCAACGUUUCUAGAAUACGCAGUUUUAUUGUACGUGAUUGGAUUUAUUUUAGAAGAAACUCAAGAGAUGUUCACAGAAGGCAUAAACGAGUAUCUCAGGGAUUUAUGGAAUUUUAUAGAUUUUACUAGAAAUCUUUUUUACGCAUUGACGUUUGUACUGAGAGUGGUGGCUUAUGUACAACAAAAUUCUGAAAUCCAAAAGGAUCCGACCACUGCUUUUCUUCGCAGGGAAGAGUGGAACGCAUUCGAUCCUCAGCUGAUUGCUGAGGGGUUGUUUGCUGCUGCAAAUAUAUUUAGUGCCUUAAAAUUGGUCCAUCUAUUCUCGAUAAAUCCCCAUUUGGGACCACUUCAAAUCUCACUAGGUCGAAUGGUUAUCGAUAUCGUAAAAUUCUUCUUUAUUUAUUCUUUGGUUCUUUUCGCAUUUGCAUGUGGCUUAAACCAGCUUUUGUGGUACUUUUCGGACUUAGAAAAGCAAAAAUGUUACCACUUACCAAACGGUGAGCCGGAUUUUGACAAUGCUGCAGAUUCUUGCAUGAAAUGGAGAAGAUUUGCUAAUGUCUUUGAAUCUUCCCAAUCAUUGUUUUGGGCUUCGUUUGGUAUGGUAGACUUGGACAGCUUUGAACUUGCUGGCAUAAAAACCUAUACCAGAUUUUGGGGCUUGCUAAUGUUUGGUUCUUAUUCCGUUAUCAACGUAAUCGUUUUACUCAAUCUUCUUAUUGCUAUGAUGUCAAAUUCCUAUGCUGAGAUUGAGGAACAUUCAGAUGUAGAAUGGAAAUUUGCCAGAACUAAAUUGUGGCUGAGUUAUUUUGAAGAAUCUGGAACUUUACCGCCACCUUUUAAUAUUUUUCCUAAGCCGAAAGAUUUUUUGAAACUUUUUGGCCUAAGGAAAAAAGAUAAAUGUAGGAGGAUGUCGACUAAGAGACGAAACAGAGAAGAAAAAGAACGAGACUACAGAUACACUGCAGUAAUGAGAGCUUUGAUUUGGAGAUACGUAUCUGCCAUGCACAGAAAAUGUGACGAAAACGAAGUUACUGAAGACGAUAUAAACGAAUUAAAGAGUGACAUUUCGUCGUUCCGUUACGAACUAGUUGAAUUAUUAAGUAAAAAUGGAAUGGAUGUAUCUUCUGCAGAAAAAAAGGAAAAAGCGAUUUUGGGUAAAAGAAUGAAAAUUUGGGAGAGGAGGUUAAUGAAAGAUUUCAAAGUUGUACCAGUGGCUGUAGAAGAAAACGAAGAAUUGUUUUCUCCAGUAGAAGGAGAAACUUCGCUUGCCAGAUUUAGACGUGUUGCAAAAAUGGCAGUACUUAACUCUAGCUUGAACAAAUGGCAGGAAGUUGUAAAAGGUGCUUGCACUGCAUCUCAAAUUGGCCGAUGUCAUACUAGAGACUCAAUAAAAAAGCAGCAAAACUUGCAAAAGGCAAUCACUGAAGCUAAAAGAUUAUCGUCAAAAAGUCCUGUUUCAUUGGUAUUACCUGAUUAUACUGGAGCUGAAAUAUUAAAUUUGGUCAAAAAUGAUCCUCAUAUUACUUCCAAAGUUACCAUAAUUGAACCAGAACAACAUUUUUUGUCACAUGAACCACCUGAUUUAAUUAAUUUACAAAGUCCUACGCAAAAUUCUCCUGUAGCAAUCUUGAAAAAUUCAGAAACAAAUCAAUUGGAGAAUAAACAGGAGACAAUAAUUAAUAUUAAUCCACAACCUAUUAAGAAUUCUCCAAAACUAAGUCCAAUAAUGGAAAAAUCAACUUUGCUACCUGCAGACGAAGUUGAAUCUAACGUGGCUUCAUUGAAGCAAAAAUUUGAAUCAGGAAGUACAAAAGAUAACGAAGGAUUUUCUUCUGACGAUUCUGAGAGCAAUAAAGACAGUUGCGAUGAGUUGGAUAGAAUUUUAUCAGCAGAAACUGUACCAGAAAUUGUGAUUGACGGAAUUGAAGAAGAGAAGAAUAUUGAAAAAAUACCUCCAAGACCUAAAAGUCCUUGGCCAUCUGAGUCACCUCCAAGAGCUGUUACUCCAAUGAGUCAAAGAAAUAUUCAACGGAUCUAUGCGGCUCCUAAAAGUCCCUCCAAAUAUGGAUGGAUUUAAAAAAAAAAAUGCAUUUAUUUAUUUUAAACAAAACAUUAAGUAUAUUAUUGUCAUAAAAGCCUUAGGCCUGCCUUAUAAGAGGUAGAUAGUUUUUUUCAAAUAUAUAUAUUCUAUUAUAAUUCAGAUAUGUCAUUCUUCUUGAAGUCCUCACAUGAAUUUGAUCUGUUGACCAACUUGAAUACCUUAUUGUCAUGUUUUUUGAGAAUUAGUUUCUGAGAUAAAGAUGGUAUAAAAAGAUUUGGGUUGUAGUUUUCAUCUUCUACUUUUAUUCCAUUGAAUUGCCUUACAAUAAUACUAGUCAAGUAUCCUAUUGAAAAUGUUAUUACUAGGCCAAUUACGCCGUUAUACAAAUAGGAUACUCUAUAGAGCCAGGAAUAG